AUGACUCCUACAAAACAUGAAGAUGGCACAUUACCAGAUCUCUGGAAUAAAUAUUUUGGAACAAAAUUUUCAGGAAAUAUUACAACCUGCGUAAAUUGUUCUUUACCAUCUCAAAGUCAGUAUUUCUUAUAUCUAUGCUUAUUCUACGAUCUAUCAAACUGCGGAAUAUAUAUUUCUAGCAGUAAUUACGAUUUUUUCGAAACAGAUUCUACUUUCUAUAACUGCUACAGCCCAGAUACAGGUGGCGGAAUGUACGUUUAUGGAUCCAAUUCUGCGAUUAAUAGGCGAUUUUGCGGAGAUUUGUGUAAAGGUUUGACAGGUUCAAAAGGAGCCCAAUUUCUUUAUUCCCAAGCUGCAUAUAAUAACUCGUUUAUUGAAGGAACUGUUUUCAAUUGUCCUCCAAAUUAUGGCGGCAAUACAAUCAGACUUACAGGAGGCAAUCAAAUAAUUUAUUCAGUAAAUGAUAGUUACAAUCAAGCCAAUUGGGACUCAUGCUUUUAUAUAGAAAGUGGAAUUUCAAUUGUUGUAAACUUUUCGUCAUUUGGUUAUAACAGAAAUUAUGAAGUAAAUGAAAUGAUUGAAUCUCAAAUUCAAAUAACAAUGUUCUAUAACAAUAUCAUCAAUAAUACGAAUUGUGACGAGCUUUUCUUACUUGGUGGUAGUAACUUAGAAUGCUAUCAUUGCUCAUUCAUAAAUAAUGAUUAUACUACAUUUUCAUCAUACUCUUCGAUUUUAGAUAGCUGUUAUAUUGAUACAUAUUUUGACUAUACAACUACAAAUACAAUAGAAACUAGUUUUGUUAAUCCGUUGUCCCAUCUUUCAACUGCCUACUGCCUUGCAGUUAUUCCAAUACCUCAAGACAAUCGAAAACAAGUUGAGAUCACAGAAGAAAUGAAAAUUAAAAAGAAAGACGGUAAAUUAUUAUUGUUUUUAGUUAGUGCAUAUACAGAUGCGAUUUAUUGA
Messenger RNA from Trichomonas vaginalis G3, 963 nucleotides. RefSeq lists its product as uncharacterized. The record is from RefSeq and is a predicted model, not a curated record. NCBI's taxonomy places the organism in Eukaryota, Parabasalia, Trichomonadida, Trichomonadidae. The transcript has a single exon. The coding region runs from base 1 to 963 and encodes 320 amino acids.